Messenger RNA from Neogale vison (American mink), 1914 nucleotides. RefSeq names its product epithelial mitogen (gene EPGN). Lineage: Eukaryota; Metazoa; Chordata; Mammalia; Carnivora; Mustelidae. Bases 149 to 610 code for a protein of 153 amino acids. Gene Ontology annotation, biological process: positive regulation of cell population proliferation; epidermal growth factor receptor signaling pathway; positive regulation of mitotic nuclear division. The record is from RefSeq and is a predicted model, not a curated record. The transcript is spliced from 5 exons.
CCAGGAGUACAUAUUUUUUUGAUUGGUAAGAACUGGCAGAUGACGCUUCAUGAAAUAUAAAUGCAAGAAAGGCUCCAGAGAGCGCAAUAAAAACCUUCCACCCGUCAGUCUCGGAGGAUAAGAAAGAUACUGUUAACAGCGGCAGGAAAUGGCCUUCGGAGUCUCAAUAUCAGUCUAUCUCUUAUUCAAAGCAAUGACAGCCUUGACUGCAGAGGUAGCCGUGUCGGGAACACCCCCAAUCACAACCCAGCAAAGUAACUGGACAGUUAACAAAACGGAAGUUGACUACACAGAAGGACCCAUAGCCUUGAAGUUCUCACAUCCUUGCCUGGAAGACCACAAUAGUUACUGCAUCAAUGGUGUUUGCGCAUUCCACCAUGAGCUGGAGAAAGCCAUCUGCACGUGUUUUACUGGUUAUACUGGAGAAAGGUGUGAGCACUUGACCUUAACUUCAUACGCUGUGGAUUCUUAUGAAAAAUACAUUGCAAUUGGGAUUGGCGUUGGAUUAUUGUUAAGUGGUUUUCUUGCUAUUUUUUACUGCUACAUAAGAAAGAGGUGUCUAAAAUUGAAAUCGCCUUACAACAUCUGUUCCAGAGGAAGACCACUGUGAGGCCUUUGUCAGAAAUGUUCACGAGGCAUUUAUAAAAAUCAGUGGGCCCCAAACUGAAAUCUUCAAAUGGAACAACAAAACUUCCCAAGCUGACUAGACUGGAAAAUAAUGGAAGUUGGGAUCAUGAGGAAAUGAGAGAAUAAAUUUCAACGUUGGUCUUUGGCCUCUGCCAUCGUUAGGGUGCCAUGGGAGACGAGUGAACAAGCUAUGGUGACAGAAGUCAAGUUCAUAGUCCUACUCUGGGUUGGUCGCUGUUGUUGUGUGGUUACUGUUCUUACUGCAGAAGGACCCAAUGUCAGAUGUGAAGUCUGUGGGAAUCAUUAUCAACCUUGCAGCAAGCCAAGGCAAGGCCAAGCUUGGGUUCUUCGUGUGCUUUGCUACCACCAGUAUUUUGGAUCACUGCUCUCUGGACCUAGUCCCAAACAUGCUGCUUUCACGGUGUCUGAGAGAAUGUGGUGUCAGCUGUCGGGUGAGGUCAGUGUUAUGGCACCUCCAGGGACGCAAGCAUGUGCCUGAAGUCUAAACCAGAGAAAAGAAAAUGGAGUGUCCAAGGCAAACACGAAUCAUGCCCAGCUUGGGACAACACUAUGUAGCCUUUAUCUGUGAAAUACGGAGUAAGCUAAAGAGUUCUCGAUGACUGAAAGCUGACUGGAAUCGGUCCUGAGUAGGUGAAACAUUUCUGUUUCUGCAUGGAUUAUAAAACUUUGUGCUGGACUCAUUGGUCCCCUCAGGCCUAUGGUCAUUACCUCUUCCUGUCAUUAGUGGAACUACCUGGGGACUAUCCAUUUUGACUGCAAUUCUAGAAUUCUACUAAUAAAAUUCAACCAUUGGCCCUGAAAUAGAAACUGAAGAAUUGGACAUAGGAAUCUUCUCACCAGCCAACAGCAUGUGGAAACUUUCUUUACCAUUUCUGAAUACUUGAUAGCAGAUUUGCACAUAGCGAGAGAAAAAUGGAGCAAUGGCAAAACUACUUAUUUGGGGAUUAGGGUCCUUCCUCUUUAAUCCUGUUUCUUCCACGUAAGUUGAAUAGACUUGUGCAGGUCCUUUAAUUUCUUUGGGCUUUGGUUUUAUUUUCUACAAGGCCCUGACAGCUUCAGAAUUAGACAGUGGGUCAAGAGAAAUUUUUCCGUAUUUGUUCUGCAAGUGGGAUUACUCUUAACCCCACCCACCCACCCCCGUACCCCCUCGAACACCCGGACACACCACUGGAUAUCAUCUCAGGUGUAUAGUUUAGUGUGUGGUUUGUAGAAUAAUAAAUUAUAAUUUUGUUUUCCAAGGAAAUGAAACAGGAAUUAAAGAAUAAU